Trichosurus vulpecula (common brushtail) is the source of this 7124-nucleotide messenger RNA. RefSeq names its product zyg-11 family member B, cell cycle regulator (gene ZYG11B). The coding region runs from base 206 to 2413 and encodes 735 amino acids. NCBI's taxonomy places the organism in Eukaryota, Metazoa, Chordata, Mammalia, Diprotodontia, Phalangeridae. Gene Ontology annotation, cellular component: Cul2-RING ubiquitin ligase complex. The transcript is spliced from 14 exons. The record is from RefSeq and is a predicted model, not a curated record.
AGUGGCGGCAGCGACGGCAGCGGCGGCGGCGGGUUCACUUCCAGGUUCCGCCGAGGCUGAAGAAGCUGAGGAGGCUGAAGAGGCCGGGCCGGGGCCGGGGCCGCCUCCCCGCGGAGCCGCCGCCGCCCGGAGCCUCCCGCGGGACCGCGACCAGCGUGGGCCCUGAGGACGAGGACGAGGCGAGCGAGGCGAGGCCGGCGCAGCCAUGGAGGAAGCAUCUCCCUUUUCCUUAUUGGAUAUUUGCUUGAAUUUCCUGACUACUCAUCUGGAGAAGUUCUGUUCAGAAAGACAAGAUGGAACUCUGUGUCUCCAAGAACCAGGCAUGUUCCCUCAAGAAGUGGCUGAUAGGCUCCUCCAGACUAUGGCCUUCCAUGGCCUACUAAAUGAUGGAACCGUGGGAAUUUUCCGAGGCAACCAGAUGCGCUUGAAGCGAGCUUGUAUCCGCAAAGCAAAGAUAUCUGCUGUAGCUUUCCGGAAAGCCUUUUGCCAUCAUAAGCUGGUAGAACUUGAUGCUACUGGUGUGAAUGCCGAUAUCACCAUCACAGACAUCAUCAGUGGGCUUGGCAGUAACAAAUGGAUUCAGCAGAAUUUGCAAUGCCUGGUGUUAAACUCACUCACCCUUUCCCUGGAAGAUCCUUACGAAAGGUGCUUCAGCCAGCUGUCUGGUCUUCGGGCUUUGAGCAUUACCAAUGUCCUCUUCUACAAUGAAGACUUGGCCGAUGUGGCUUCACUGCCUAGGCUAGAGAGUCUGGACAUCUCCAACACAUCAGUGACAGACAUCACAGCGCUGCUCACCUGUAAAGACCGGCUGAAGUCCCUGACCAUGCACCACCUGAAGUGCUUGAAGAUGACCACCACCCAGAUCUUGGACGUGAUUAGAGAGCUCAAGCACCUGAACCACCUGGACAUUUCUGACGAUAAGCAGUUCACCUCUGAUAUAGCUCUUCGCCUUCUGGAGCAGAAGGAUAUUCUGCCCAAUCUUGUGUCUCUGGACAUUUCUGGGAGGAAGCAUGUGACCGACAAAGCUGUAGAAGCUUUUAUUCAGCAGCGGCCUACCAUGCAGUUUGUAGGCUUGUUGGCCACUGAUGCUGGCUACUCAGAAUUCCUCACCGGUGAAGGCCAUCUGAAGGUAUCGGGAGAAGCUAAUGAGACUCAGAUUUCGGAAGCAUUGAAGCGAUACAGCGAGAGGGCCUUCUUUGUCCGGGAAGCCCUCUUUCACCUCUUCAGCCUGACCCAUGUCAUGGAAAAAACAAAACCUGAGAUAUUAAAGCUGGUGGUCAUUGGAAUGAGGAACCACCCCAUGAACUUACCGGUCCAGCUGGCAGCGAGUGCAUGUGUGUUUAACUUGACCAAGCAGGACUUAGCCGUGGGAAUGCCAGUGCGGCUCCUGGCUGACGUGACCCACCUGCUGCUCAAAGCCAUGGAGCACUUUCCUAAUCACCAGCAGCUACAGAAAAAUUGCCUUCUUUCACUGUGCAGUGACCGGAUCCUCCAGGAUGUUCCAUUUAACAGGUUCGAAGCUGCCAAGCUUGUCAUGCAGUGGCUCUGUAACCAUGAAGACCAGAACAUGCAGAGGAUGGCUGUGGCAAUCAUCUCCAUUCUUGCCGCAAAGCUUUCUACGGAACAGACUGCCCAGCUGGGAGCGGAGCUCUUCAUUGUCAGGCAACUUCUCCAGAUAGUGAAGCAGAAAACCAGCCAGAACUCCGUGGACACAACCCUCAAGUUCACCCUGAGUGCCCUUUGGAACCUCACGGAUGAGUCCCCGACAACCUGCAAGCAUUUCAUAGAGAACCAAGGGCUCGAGCUCUUCAUGAGGGUGCUGGAGUCCUUCCCGACAGAGUCCUCCAUUCAGCAGAAGGUCCUUGGCCUUUUGAACAAUAUAGCUGAAGUCAAAGAAUUACAUUCUGAGCUGAUGUGGAAGGACUUUAUAGACCAUAUUAGUAAACUCCUGCACAGUGUCGAAGUUGAAGUCAGCUACUUUGCAGCAGGAAUUAUCGCCCAUCUGAUAUCCAGAGGUGAACAGGCCUGGACGUUGAGCCGAACUCAAAGAAAUGCUCUCCUCGAUGACCUGCAUUCAGCCAUUUUGAAAUGGCCAACACCAGACUGUGAGAUGGUGGCAUACAGGUCUUUCAAUCCGUUUUUCCCAUUGCUUGGAUGUUUUGCAACCCCUGGUGUGCAGCUGUGGGCAGUGUGGGCCAUGCAGCACGUCUGCAGCAAGAACCCGGCCCGGUACUGCAGCAUGCUCAUCGAGGAAGGCGGGCUACAGCAUCUGUACAACAUCAAGGAGCAAGACCAGACUGACCCCCAUGUCCAGCAGAUCGCCAUUGCCAUCCUGGACAGCUUGGAAAAACACAUUGUCCGUCAUGGGCGGCCACCCCCAGGGAAGAAGCAGACCCAGGCCAAGCUCCACUGAGAGCCACGUGUCAUGGGGCCACGGAAGGCCCAGCACUGUGGUCGUGCUCCCUCCUCUGUGCUUUGGUCAGGAGGCCUGCUGCAGUGAGGAGCCUUGGUACCUUACCGCUGCAGGGUUAUUUAUUAGUGGAUGUGGACAUCGAUGCCCAUUCAAACAAGUCUCUAAUUCGUAUUGUGAGUUUUUAAAAAUUUAAGGCAAGAAGAGAAGGGCCCCACCCAUCCUUCUCUGACCGUUUAGAGACUUCCACAUAAUUCCUUUGGUGUGUGAGUAUACCUGUGCUUGUGAGGUUGUGCAUCAUUAUGAUAAACUUCAGUGCACGAGCCCACUGCAGAGUGGUCCACGUUCAGGAGAUCUGCAAACCCCUCCCGAGCAGGGUGGUGCUUGGUGUUCUCUGCUUCUGCCCAUGGGUGCCCUGGCCCCUCCAUCCUACACCAGGCCAUCCCUUGAGAAGGGGCAAGUGGCAGCACAGCUGCUGGAUUCUGAGUCCUUGCCUGGUGGAGGCCACUUGCCAGGCCAUUGCUGUUGGGCAUUGGAUGGAAAGGAGAAGGACCCCAGGCUAUACUGAGGGAGAGGCACGUGGCCUCUUUCCUCCAAUGCCUUCACUCACAUGGCCUCUCUCCUGGUGCAGCAGCCAAGCAUGUGUGCUCUCUCUUCAUCCUGAGGAGGCUGCUCAGCUGUUUUCUUGUAAAAGUUUUUGGUACCUAACCCCCUUGCCUCCUAAAAAGUCUUUCUGACUUGUUUCUUUGUGAAAUGUCCCAAGAUCCCCCUUGUUUAUAAGUCAGGUUGUGGAGGUGUGAAUCCUUAUACAGGAUCCUGUGGGUCACCCAGUCAUUUCUUCUCAAUUUCAUGUCUGUCUCUGUCCAGGGAGCCCAAGGUUGCACUUCAUGCUCCCCCACCCUGUUGGGAGAAAUGCUGGCAGUGAUGGGACCAGGGUCCUGACGUGCAAAGCCCUUGGUCAUCUCUGUGCUUGUUCUGACAUGUUGUCCCUGUCUCACUGCCAAAGGAGGAAAAGACAGCCAAGGAGAGAAUCUGGCACUUGCUGGGUAUCUGCUGACCCUCCUAAAAUUGAGUGCUGUUCUCGGAUUCUGCACAAUGGGGAAGAGUCAUCAGUGUUUCUAGCGAGGCCGUCUGAGAACACCAAGGGACUUCAUCAGUUUGUUACUAAACCCAUUCUGGGGGAAAGACAGAGUCCAUGUUUGCUUUACAACACAGCUGUCAUUUCCCUGGAACAGCCAGUGUUAAAUAGAGGUUUGAAUUGAUAUGUUUAAUUUAGACAGGGGAGGGGGGCUCAUUUCCUAAAGAAACUUCUCCUUUUUAAUGUGAUGUACUAGCAUGCAGUUAACAUCUUUGUUUGGUCUCAUUUCAUAUGACUAUGAGGAUAAUUCAACUUUAAUUUUUAAUCUGCUUGGUCAGAAUGAAAGUGGAAUUUCGCUAAAGGAAGAAAAUGAGUAAAUUCAUGGUGAUUGGAUUUCUUCCAGUCCUGUAGGGUCAGGAGGUCUUGUAAACUUGGCCCCUUGUCACAGGUGAGAUUUCCUUCUGGGGGACAUAGCAGAUUCUUUUUUUAGGGGGGAGAAAACCUGAUGUCACAUUCGUAUAAAAUUGAAUUUAAUUUCACUUUUUCUUUCUGGGUGUGGUUUGUUUAGCUGGUUUCUAAAACGUCAUGAACCAUACCAUGUGACACAUUGUUGAGGCAGAGCAUAUACUUGGCUGAUCAGAGCUGAGCUGAGGGCCAGGGACAGUUGUUUGCAGCCUCGAAGCUGCCAUCUUCUCAUCUGCUGCCUCCAGCCUGAGCACCCGGGAGGUGGGCAAAGAUCUGUGAGGACUUGGCUUCCCUCUUCUGUCCUACCCUACACAGGAUAAAAGCCUGUGUGCUGCUCACAUGGAAAGGUCAGCUGCUUCAUGAAAUCACUAAAAAUGUCUGGAAGAUGGAAAGGUGGUUGUUUUUUUUCCAUCUCUAUUAUGGUACAAGCAGAUGAGCCUUCCAGUGGAAACCAGGGAGCUGUUCUCUUAGCUUGAAGAUUUAAAGUUUAACCUUAACCCCACCCCUGCACCUCCAUCAGCAGUGGGCAGAACCUUUAGAGGAGGAGUCCCAGCCAGCAGGGAGCAUUUGCUCCGAUUGUGUUUAAAGAUGCUAGUGCCUUUCUUUCCAGGAUGGUUCUUAGCGAGGUGUGAUAGCACAUGGAGGCACCGGACUAUUUGGGAUAGACCCUAGAUCCAGCUGCGCUAUGAUAUCUGUGAACAGUGACCAUGGAGCUAACGUGACAGUCCAGGCCCCAGCCACAUGUGGAAGGCCCUGGCCCUCCCCGUUGCCAAGCAUUGUACCUUUGAGUAAUAGAGCACCAGAACAUGACAGCAUUUGGUGCCUUCCACAGUUCCCUCUCCUGUGACCCGGGGUACCUCAGCAAGCACAAAGUGGACGAGGCCCCCUCCACCUGUAGCAUCCGUGCCCUCUAUUCCAAGGGAAAGGAAUGAGGUGCAUUCUGCACCUCAGAACAUCUUCAGAGAGUUCAGGGUGCACCAGGAUGGAUAGUAAAUUAGAGCUGUGCAUGGCUAGGCCUGAAAAUUGGCCAGGACCAUUACUGACCUUUGCCUUUCCCCAAGUAUGUUUGGUUGUAACUUUAACACUACAUAAAAGCACCCUUAGUUUGUGCAGUGAGCAAGAAUUAAGAAGUGUUGGAGAGGCUUCCUUGGCUUCUCCAAUCAAGAAGUCAAUGCUUCCUACCUGUGGGAGCUGAAAGUUUGUUGUUUCUUGGUGUUUUUGUUUGUUUCUACUUAAGAAUGUAGGACCCAUCUCUCUAAGUCUGCACUCUAGGAAAGAGACUAUUGUGGUUAAGAAUGACCCUGUAGUGUCAAUUAACAGCUCACCUGUCCGUGCUGUGGAGGUGUGGAUGCCCAGAUAAUGGUGGGCCAUGAUCAUAUGAGGAGAUGGUUUGCAGGGAUCGCUUUAUCGGCAGGAAUUUGUACUUAGAAGCCCCAGUUCUGUAGAGUGGACUUAAGGGAAAUUGCUGCUGUUAAUGGAAGGUCUAGGGCCCAUGUAUUUGUGAUGUAAACUAACAUAUCCAUUGGAAGAUGUUUUUUAGCCCUUUCUGAUUUUUCCUUUACGGUGUUUCAAGAGCUACCCCUUCUAAUGAAAUCCCUCAGAUCACGUGCUGAGGGAAGAGGGACAAGAACAAUCUUGGUCCUGAGUCUGGAAGAGAGGUUGACUAUCCAUGAAUGUGGAGUUGCUGUCUGGCUUCCUCCCCUUCCUGCUGCUGCCUGUCACUCCCUCAGACAAGGGCAAAUGCAGGCAUGCAGUUGGGCUUCAGAUGGUCUCAUUUUCCAGAAGUGUGUGAGGUCCUGCUGGAACUGGAGGAAAAGCCUAUCUCCAUGCCUCUUGCCUCCUUUGGCUGUGACUCAUUGUUUCUUUCUCCCCCUGCCUAAUUUGAACAGAACCCAACAGAAAAACUUGAGAGCAUCUGCAUCUGGUACUCAGGUUCUCUCGCCACAUUUGAUUGGAUGUCCUGCAGCUUUUGGCCUGAGGCCAACAGUACUGGUCAAGCCUCAGCUAAAUAAAGGUCUUCAAUCCUCGAAUGGCUAAGACUGUAGCCUGCUUGCCAUCUGUUAGCUGCUGGCGAGGUGGGCUUCGCUCUGGGGCUGUGCCUCCCACCUGCCUCUGACUCAGGCUUGUGGAUGUUUGUGUCCCCUGCAUUCAGUCUCACUCAAAUGUUUCAGACUGUGGUGUUGGGGAAUAGAGUGUAUGUAUCGAGUGUUUGAAUUUCUGGGUGACAAACCUUGACUUGUCUCUUUGGGGAAUAGAGUAGGCCCUAUCUUCAAAGGAUGAUGUGUAUGGUGUAUGAUGAAACCACUAGGAAAAGAGUUCAUUGAGUGGCCUUUAAAUUAAUCAGUGUAUCUUUUUUUUUUUUUUAGCUUAGCACAGGUGCUACUGCUUUGGAUAUGCCCUUUAAUCCUUGUAGGAGGAUGCUUCAGGUGGUUAGAGUUCUAAAUGGGCCACUUCUGCCCCACCCCAAGUCUGCUGGAAAGGAGCUCGGGGGCAAGUAGGCCCUCUCUCCUUGCUGUGAUGUUUGGUUUGGAGCAGGCACAGUGAGGGGCCCUGCCUGAUGGGGGCUGCCAAGGUCUCUCAACACCCCAGCCAGACGUGGCAAAGUCACUUGGUGGGAAGUCCUGGGGAUCUUGAGGUUUGAUCAGGUGUUCUAUUUUAGAUUCAUUUUUGCAGAAUUCUACUUCAGUUCCUUUUGGGGGUAGAUUCAGAUUAGCCAAGUAGUCAAUAAACAUGGGCUUUUGCAAGAUUAAGAAUUCAGGAGCAUAAAGAGGGAGAUGAGCCCAGGUCAUCAAAUUGGCCUGGUUAAAUAAAUACAAGCUGCGUCUCAGACAUUUUCAGGAGUUCCAGGAGCCUUGGGCUCUCUCUGAUUUUUUCCAUCUGUUUUUCUAUCGCUUUGGUUUUCAGCUCUGUUCAGUUCCUUGCGUCGUAGCUUAUUGCGAAUCCAUCAGAAAGCAUGAUGUUGGUACCUUUUUCCCCCAAAGGUUUUGUUAUCUGGCCCCAGUGCACUGUUACUGCUGUGACCGGAUAGACGGGGUUAGGCUGUGUCUGGAUGGUGCCACACUUCCAACCAGUCCAUUGCUUGUGUGAACAUUUGGGGGAUGAGGGGGUGCUGAGAAGAAAGGGGUGUUUGGGUUUGGGGCCCAAAUAAAUGUUAUAAAUCUUGUGUAUGAA